AUGUGGCAGGAAGCAAAGGAAGCUGGCACGGAGGUAGCCGGCGGGGCGAAAGCGGCGACGCCGUCUCUCCGUUGCAUCGUUUGCUUCGGCCGCUACGAUCUGGGCGCGCGGUUGCCGCGGCGACUGCACUGCGGCCACGCCUUCUGCCAGGCCUGCGUCAAGCGACUGGACACCGUCGUCAACCAGCAGGUUUGGAUACCGUGCCCCCAGUGCCGGCAGAACACGCCCCGCCCCCGGGGUGGCGCUGCUGCGCUGGACCUCGACUUGCAGUCUUUCCUGGCCCUCAAGACGCAGGCAAGCUCAGCUACUGGGGCGGACGGUGGCGAGAUGACGUCAGCGGCGGGGAGCGGCAUCAGCCAAAAAACGACUUGGGCACCCAAGGACAUGGGCGGUGCCGAGGCGUGGUCUCACGGGGGGCUCGCCGAGCCGCGCUUUCAUCGACGCGGCGGCUGCUGCGAGCCGCUCUCCUAUUGGCUGUGUUGCUGCUGCUGCCGGAUGGGACGGGGCUGA
Nerophis lumbriciformis (worm pipefish) is the source of this 510-nucleotide messenger RNA. The record is from RefSeq and is a predicted model, not a curated record. NCBI's taxonomy places the organism in Eukaryota, Metazoa, Chordata, Actinopteri, Syngnathiformes, Syngnathidae.